AUGGAUAAGUCAUGGAUGCACUCGGAUAGAAGAUCGAAGGCAUAUGAGUUAGGGGUGGAAGCAUUUUUGAACUUUUCUGUAGAAAAUCUUCUAACUACCACACAUAUCCGUUGUCCAUGUGUUAAAUGUGUUAAUUUGAAAUUGUUUGGGGUUGGAAUUAUAAGGGAUCACUUAUACUUUAAUGGAGUUGACCAAAGCUAUAAGAAUUGGACAUUUCACGGAGAACCUUGGGAAGCAGCUACUAAUGCUAGUAGAAAUGUUGAAGAAGAUGAUGACCAUAGUAGGUACAGUUUUGUGUCUGAAGAAAUAGAGAUGGAUGAUAAUGAUUUUGGUGAUUUUGGAUCUGAUCCUUAUGAGUUUGCCAAUGUGAUUGGGGAUGGAGAUCAACCAUUGUACCCUGGUUGUAGAAAGUACACGAAGUUAUCGGCAUUAGUGAAGUUGUAUAAUUUGAAGGCAAAAUAUGGGAUGAGUGAUGUCUGUUUUACAGAAUUAUUGAUACUUCAAGGCGAUUUGCUUCCAGAAGGAAAUACAAUACCGGCCUCUAUGUAUGAGGCAAAAAAGACUUUGUGUGCAUUGGGGCUGAGUUAUGAGAAAAUGCACGCAUGCCCCAAUGAUUGCAUCUUGUAUAGGAAGGAGUAUGAGGAUUUAACUCAUUGUCCUAAUUGUGGUAUCUCAAGGUGGAAGGAAGGCAAAGAUUCAAUCUUGAAAGAGGGUGUGCCAGCGAAGGUGGUGUGGUAUUUUCCUCCAAUUCCAAGGUUUAAAAGGAUGUUUCGAUCACAUGAGACCGCUAAGAGUUUGACUUGGCAUGCUGCUAGAAAAUCAAUUGACGGUUAUAUGUCUCAUCCAGCGGAUUCCCCGUCUUGGAAACUUCUUGAUGAUAAAUGGCCCGAGUUUGGUAAUGAGCCGAGAAACUUGAGAUUGGCUCUUUCAUCUGAUGGAUUCAAUCCCCACAGUUCUCUAAGUAGCAGAUAUAGUUGCUGGCCAGUUAUCUUAGUUACAUAUAAUCUCCCUCCAUGGCUGUGCAUGAAACGAAAGUUCAUGAUGUUGACCUUAUUGAUUUCCGGUCCUAAACAGCCCGGAAAUGAUAUAGACGUCUACUUGGAGCCUUUGAUUGAUGAUUUAAAAUCUUUGUGGGAUGGGAUUGGAGGAGUGUAUGAUGCACAUAAUGGAGAAUACUUUACACUCAGAGCUGCAUUAAUGUGGACAAUUAAUGAUUUCCCCGCCUAUGGAAACUUAUCUGGUUGUGUUGUUAAAGGAUAUAAAGCUUGUCCAAUAUGCGGCGAUGAUACACCUAGUCACAGGUUGAAAAAUGGCCACAAAAUUUGUUACAUUGGGCAUAGAAAAUGGUUACCGAUCAAUCAUCCAUAUAGGAGGCAACGUGCAGCUUUUAAUGGGAAACCUGAAUAUGGCACGCCUCCUGAGCCAUUAACCGGAGAAGAAGUGCUGCAUAUGGUUGAAGAUGGUGACAGAGUUUGUUGGAAGAAGAAAUCAAUAUUCUUUGAUCUCGAGUAUUGGAAAUACCUUCCUGUGAGGCAUGUCCUAGAUGUUAUGCACAUUGAGAAGAAUGUUUGCGAUAGUAUCAUUGGUACAUUGCUGGAGAUCCCUGGAAAAAAUAAAGAUGGGAUUGCUGCUCGAUUAGAUUUAUUGAACAUGGGGGUCAAAACUGAUUUGCAACCCGAGUAUGGAGAAAGACGUACUCGUUUGCCUCCCGGGCCUUGGAAUUUGUCAAGAGCAGAGAAGAGAGAGGUUUGCAAUUCUUUCUAUGGUAUGAAGGUCCCUGAAGAUUGUCAUACCUUAAUGCAACAAUUGCUCCCUGUGGCAAUUCGUUCUGUUUUGGAAAGCCUGCAAGCUAUAUGUGCAAAGACUGUUGAUGUUUCCAAGCUAGAUAAGUUGGAAGAAGAUGUAGUAGUUACUUUGUGUUUGCUUGAGAAGUACUUUCCCCCUUCAUUCUUUGAUAUCAUGGUUCAUCUAGUAGUACAUCUUGUCAGAGAAGUUCGUCUGUGUGGGCCAGUAUAUUUUAGAUGGAUGUAUCCGUUUGAAAGAUAUAUGAAAGUGCUAAAGGGGUAUGUUCAGAAUCGUACUCGUCCCGAAGGUUGCAUUGCUGAGCGGUAUAUAGCUGAAGAAGCUGUAGAGUUUUGUACCGAGCAUUUAUCUGAUGUUAGUACAGUUGGAGUGCCUUCAAGCCAAAAGAUGGGAGUUUCAAAGCCAUUAUCAGGUUGCACAGUGAGCGUAGUUGAUCGGGACCUGUUGAACCAAGCACAUCUAUAUGUCUUGGAGAAUACGGAGGAAGUCCUACCUUAUAUCGAGCAACAUAUGAUCCACAUCCAGACCGCUUAUCCAAAAUUUAGAAAGAGAACAAAGUGGCUGCAGGAUAAGCACAAUAGCACUUUCAUUCAAUGGCUACGCUUCAAGGUUCAAAGUGAACUUAAUGAGGAAGACAAUCAUGGCGUAUCAGAAAAUUUAAGGUGGCUAGCAGCUGGUCCAAACAUGGCAGUGCCAUUAUAUAGGAGCUAUCUCAUUAAAGGUAUUAAAUUCAACAUCAAGGCACAAGAUGAUGUGCGGACAACUCAAAAUAGUGGAGUUUAUUUACUUGCACAUACUAUGCAAGUUGCUAGUGCCAAGGAUAAAAACCCAAUUCUCUCAAAUAUGGGUUUCUAUGGUGUCAUUCAAGAAAUUUGGGACCUUGACUACCAAAAGUUUACAAUCCCAGUCUUUAGGUGUGAUUGGAUUGAUAAUACUUCUGGUCUUGUAGUGGACGAACUUGGAUUUACCCUUGUAGAUUUGAGUAAAAUUGGACAUAGGAAUGACCAAUUUGUUUUGGCUUCUCAAGUCAAACAAGUAUUUUUUGUUGACGACCCGAUGCAUCGUGGUUGGUCGGUAGUGUUAUCAAUGCCUAAUAGAGAAUAUAAUGAUGUUAUUGGUGAUGAUGUCUUAGGUGAUGUGAGAAUUGAGUGUGAGCCAUUUACUAGGGGGAUGCCAAAUGUUGACACAUUUGAUGAAGUGGUGGUUGAGUUAGGGAGUCAAAAUAUUCGAGAUGGGUGUGAAGAUAUAUGGGUUGAAUGA
Molecule: messenger RNA, 3063 nt
Organism: Prunus armeniaca (apricot)
Lineage: Eukaryota; Viridiplantae; Streptophyta; Magnoliopsida; Rosales; Rosaceae
Source: the annotation of a GenBank genome assembly